AUGAUAUAUUUUAUUGAGGUACUCUGGAGCAAGGGGAUAAAGAAAUUGCUUCCUCUCUUUCCUUUGCUCGUCAAGGGACAAAAUCUAUAUAGAUUGAAAACCUACAAACAGCUCUGGAAGAAUGAGGGACAAAGAAGGAAUGUUCUUGUUGAAAAGCAUAGACGAGGGACAUCUGCAUGGAUUAAAAGAGCAAAGAGGAAGAAAACUUGUUUUAGCAAUGAAGGUUCAAAGGCUACGAGCCGAGGAAAAUCUUGGAAUGUUUUUCAUUGUGAAAGAGCGUCUCAUACGAGUUAUCCUGAACGAGGCAAACAUUUUGGCGCAGAGAAAGGGGACUCAUUAUCAAGACAUUCAACCACUAAUUGCAAUAAUCAAAAGUUUAAUUUGAAACAUCGAGCUACGGUAAGAAAAUCGAAAGAUGUACAUACUAAAUCCUUUCAGAGACCUCAAAAGAUAGUCUUCCAGAAUGGAAAUAACGAGAUUCAUUCAAAUCAUGGUUCUUUCCAAAAACGUUUCGAGCCUCCGGUAGGGCCUCAUUAUAGAAGUGCACCAUUAUGUUCACAUUCUAGUGAAUUCCUGGGUGAAAUCUCUUAUCAUGGUCCAUUGGUCAUGCCUCCAUCACAAAAUACUGUUUUCAAUCACAGAUCCUUCCAUAAUCUGUAUGACAUGCGAGCACCACAGAUGGCUCGUAUGAACUCUCGGCAGUUCCUUCCUAUAAGAACGGCGCAUGGACAAUGGACUAAUGAUCUUUUGAACUGCUCAGUUCAUGGAUGUAACGAACCUGGAUCGAAUGCAUGUGCCAUAUUUGCAUGUUGGAGAUGUUGUCAAAGGGCGGGGGUGGUUUGCAAUGUUCAUCGAUGAUAACUACCUACUCUUGAUGCUACAAUACCAGAACUCCCUUGGUUGGUACCAAUUUUUGAUAUCAAAAAGUUUUGUUAUUGCUACUUUAUUUUUUCCGCCUCAAGUGUCCUACUCCUUGAAGGUGCAAGCUAGUAUAUUAAUUUUUGUUCUCUCUAUCCUUUUGAAUCAAUCUUUGUCUUCAUGUAGGAGCCAUUUGACAAUUUAGGGACAAACUAAAAGGAAUGGUGGAGUAAAUUUUGUAGCUUCCUCUAUUGUGAUGGACAUGCACCCUCUAUUUUAUUAGUUACAUUUCUUGUUUAUAUUUUAUCCAAUCACUAUUUUGACCCUUAAGAUCUUUACUUACUCUUAGCCAAAAAUUACAAAUAGUUGAUCUUAUACAUAA
Amaranthus tricolor (Joseph's coat) is the source of this 1240-nucleotide messenger RNA. RefSeq lists its product as uncharacterized. NCBI's taxonomy places the organism in Eukaryota, Viridiplantae, Streptophyta, Magnoliopsida, Caryophyllales, Amaranthaceae. The coding region runs from base 1 to 858 and encodes 285 amino acids. The transcript has 4 exons. The record is from RefSeq and is a predicted model, not a curated record.